GUAGUAGCUUAUAGAGUGAGAAGAAAGAUAAAAAAAUAACUAAGAUCAAGAUAAGGCAAUCAUGCCUCCCGUCAUCUUCCUCCUCCUUUCCCUCCUCCUCCUCCCCUCUUCUCAUGCUGCAGACUUCUGCGUCGCAGACCUCACGGGCCACCUGACCCCCUCAGGCUACGACUGCAAGAAGGAGGCUGCCGUCACCGUCAACGACUUUGUCUUCACCGGCCUCGGCAAGGCGGGCAACACCUCGAACCUCAUCAAGGCUGCAGUGACCCCCGCCUUCGUCGCCCAAGUCCCGGGUGUCAACGGGCUCGGCAUCUCUGCUGCUCGCCUCGACCUUGCUCCAGGGGGUGUCGUCCCCCUCCACACCCACCCAGCCGCCACCGAGUUCCUUGUGGUCACCCAGGGCACCAUCUGCGCCGGCUUCAUCAGCUCCACUGCCAAUGACGUCUAUUUUAAGUCCCUCAACACGGGCGACUCCAUGCUCUUCCCCCAAGCGUUGCUGCACUUCCAGGUGAAUUGUGGUCGGACGACGGCUGUGGCCAUUGUGAGCUUCAGCAGCCCGAGCCCAGGGCUCCAGAUAACAUCAUUCGCGCUCUUCGCGAACAAUUUGCCGUCGGCAUUGGUGGAGAUGGUCACCUUCCUGGACGAUGCUGAAGUGAAGAAACUCAAGAAGCUGCUCGGAGGGACCGGGUGAGGGAGCGAACUUGGUUGCCUCCUGGGAGUUGAUUUAAUGCGAGUUCUUUGAGUGUUUUCUGUCUGUGUGGGCACUUAGCAGUGUUAGUGUUGGAUGUGUUUCUUUCGUUGUGGGCAAAUGGUGGUGUAUGGAGUCUUAAUUGCUUCUUCUUCUGCAAUUAUUUUAACAUGAACAAGCUUUAAUGGCUUAGCAUGUUCUAAAAAGAGAGAGCAUCAUGGUAACUUCUGGAGAAUAUGCUAAUUAAGCAAUGAAUGGGUGGUUGGACCACGAGUGUGGGCCUAUUCUUCUGAUAAU
Messenger RNA from Phoenix dactylifera (date palm), 985 nucleotides. RefSeq names its product germin-like protein 8-14. The record is from RefSeq and is a predicted model, not a curated record. NCBI's taxonomy places the organism in Eukaryota, Viridiplantae, Streptophyta, Magnoliopsida, Arecales, Arecaceae. Gene Ontology annotation, molecular function: manganese ion binding.